AUGUAUUUGAAAGUAUUAAUAAAAAAUUUGGAAAACUUUAAGUUAAAAAGAAAUAAAUUAAGAUUGAUUAUGAUCUGUAAAAUUGAGGAUAGAACUGAAAAUAAUAUAGGAAGGGAGAAUUCAGAUAGUAUAAGGAUGAGAUAAGGAAUUAGUGAGUAAAAUAAUUGAU
Messenger RNA from Paramecium primaurelia, 169 nucleotides. NCBI's taxonomy places the organism in Eukaryota, Ciliophora, Oligohymenophorea, Peniculida, Parameciidae. The record is from the annotation of a GenBank genome assembly.